Messenger RNA from Linum tenue, 978 nucleotides. NCBI's taxonomy places the organism in Eukaryota, Viridiplantae, Streptophyta, Magnoliopsida, Malpighiales, Linaceae. The record is from the annotation of a GenBank genome assembly.
CGGCGACUACGGGAAAUCUAACUUGGACUCUAAUCAAGUGAGGAGAAAGGUGGAAAAAGAAGUAUCGCCGCCGCGCUACCUCCUCGCUCCGCCACCUGUGCCGCCGGAGUAAAAGAGUUUGGAGUUUCCGCUUCGGUAAGCCCACUCGAAUUUCUCUCCGUCUAUAUUCCCUCAACUAGUGCUCUCAAAUUUUAUCUGCGCCGCACGAAAACCUAGCCUCCUUCGCUCCCGAUCCAAGUUUCCGCCAAUCGCUCAUUGAUCUGAUUUGAAUCUUGCGAAUCCGUCAGCUGCAGCAGAACAAAGCUAUGUCGGCGCUCUUCAAUUUCCAUUCGUUUCUCACGGUUGUGCUGUUGGUGAUUUGUACUUGUACUUACGUGAAGUUGCACUUCCCAGCCAUACUUGAACACAAAACAGGGUUUCGUGGUUUCUUCUGGAAGGCAGCCAGAAUAGGUGAACGUCUGAGUCCAUGGAUGGGAGCAGGAUGCUUUGCGAUGGGUGUUUCAAUCAUAUUCUUCUGAGCAAUGAACUUUGGGCCUUUGUAUUUGGAAGUACGCCAAUCAUGCUUUCUGAGUAAUUUCCUACUUCUACUGCUUGAUUACCACUUACAGUUACAGAUGUAUCCAUACAUAAUGUUUUACAGGAUAGAAAAUACUGUUUUCCAUUCAUGUGAUCUCUAGAUUAGAUGUUAAAGCUUCUUUUGGUGUUAGAGACUUUCUUUUUUGCUGUUCCUAUGACUUAAUUUGCUCUUAAAGAACUGAAUUAAAAAAAAAUCUGACAUUUAGGCAGUUUGUCGAUUGAGGUGAAAGACAUGUCAUUGUUUCCCCCAUCCUGCUCCCUACAGAAACUAAGCAGAUAAAGCAGGCUUCUUUUGUUAAACUAAGGUAGAAAUCAGAGAGGAAUGAUCAUUUGAUUUUUCGAGGUGAUUUAUUUUAUUGCUCCUUGUAAGCCACUAUAUUCAUGUUUCAUGCACAUGAGAUC